Danio rerio (zebrafish) is the source of this 1338-nucleotide messenger RNA. It is a transcript of the gene nfkbiaa, whose product is annotated as nuclear factor of kappa light polypeptide gene enhancer in B-cells inhibitor, alpha a. The record is from RefSeq and is marked validated. Gene Ontology annotation, biological process: cellular response to cytokine stimulus. NCBI's taxonomy places the organism in Eukaryota, Metazoa, Chordata, Actinopteri, Cypriniformes, Danionidae. Gene Ontology annotation, cellular component: cytoplasm; nucleus; cytosol.
CUCGGGCUUCACUUGUUCACUGACAACCGAAGAGAGAACAUGGAUUUACACAGAGCCGCAAUGCUGAACUUUGUGGAUUGUAAUGUUGAUGAAAUGGACACGAAAAACAGGAAAACGCAGCAGUGCGAGGAUCGCGUCGACAGCGGCGUGGACUCGCUAAAAGAAGAGGAAUAUGAGACGCGGGAGAUUUCGGAGGAGAUGGAGAAAUUGACUAUAGCAAGCCUGAAGGAGACAAUAUGCGAGCCUUGGGCUAAAGUAGUCACCGAGGACGGAGACACGUAUCUGCACCUUGCCAUCAUUCACGAGGCAGAGGAUUAUGCCGUGCAGAUCAUCAAACAGUGCCAGAACGACCCGUACCUGAACAGACAGAACAACCAGAGACAGACUGCUCUGCAUCUGGCCGUUGUCACAGAACAGCCACAAAUGGUGGAAAGACUCCUGAAAGCCGGCUGCGACCCUCAGCUUGUUGAUCAGAGCGGAAACACAGCCCUGCACCUCGCCUGCAAACAAGGCUCGCUGGCGUGUUUCUCAGUCCUCACUCAGAUUCAGACCCAGCACCUGCGUUCCAUUCUUACCUUCCCUAACUACAGCGGACACACGUGCCUUCAUAUAGCAGCCAUUAAUAAUUACCUGUCCAUGGUGGAGAGUCUGGUCCAGCUUGGGGCAGAUGUAGACGCAAAGGAGCAGUGUAGUGGCCGUACGUCGCUCCAUUUGGCCGUAGACCUGCAGAACCUGGAUCUGGUGCACACACUCAUAGCUCUGGGAGCCGAUGCCAAUAGUUUAACCUACGGCGGAUACACAGCGUACCACCUGACCUUCGGCAGACACAACAGCGAGAUCCAGAGGCAGCUUUACAGCCGGACAGCCCUUAAAUUCACAGUCAUGCCAGAGAGCGAAUCGGAGGAGAGCGAAGAUGAGCUCAUGUCUGAGGACGAUUGUAUUUAUGAUGACAUCCGGCUCUGUGGGAGAUAGUUUGGAAAUUAAGACUACAUUGCCCACAAUGUAAAGCAGCUGUAGGUGCUCAAUGCCUGUGUCGAGUCCUGGGACGCCAAUCCAUUUUUGGAGCUCCAAGAGAUGGAUACAUGCUGCCUCGUCCUGGGGCCGACAGCGGUGGUACUGUUAAACACGGAUGAACUGCAUGGACCAAAAAAAAAGACUUUACCAAAGAGUUGUGAAAAUGUGUAUAUUUUGUAAAUAACCAGAGAUAUCUAUUUUUAUAUGUGUAAAUAUGUCCAAUGAAGAACACUUGUUAAUAAUGUGUAUAGUCUCUAUAUAAAUAUAUAUUGCACAGUGAAAAUUUGUUUUGUUAACAUUAAAAACUAAAAGAUGAGAAGUGAA